ACAUAUGACAUGGCUCUCUUUGCUCUCUCCAUCUUCAUGUCCUUUAGUUCCACUGGAUGACUUGGAGAUGCCCUUCUGCUGCUUUGUUCCAUAAGCUAAAGUUAAAAGCUAGAAGGCCAACUGUCUAUCCAUUCUUCACAAAAUUCUUACGGACAAUGACCUACGAAUUAUGAAGUCCGGAGACAAAAAUAAAGAGAGAGAUGGACUCUGCUGUUCAUCAACAGUCAGUACGGAGAGAAUGAUGGUUUCAUUUAAUCACGAGAAAAAAAGAUAUUCAAUAUCCAUGCUUCACCAACCUUGGCUGUGUAUACGUUUCUAGCUUCAGAACAAUGACCUACAAAUGCCAUAUAAUCAUCAACAGCCAGUUUCAUGAAUGCAAGAAGGUCCGGUAUGUCCUAUGCGGUUCAUGGAAGAAAAGGAAAAGAGAGAUCGAGGCAACAUGAUGCAUCCACAGUCGGUCUCAAGAGAAUGAUAUGAUUGCAUCAGCUACUGUGAAGCGGAAAAUUUUCAAGCUUCAUGCAUGCUUCAAGAAAGUGCCGCUACCAUGGGGAACAUAGCGAAAACGAAGGAGGGUUUGACGAGUGUGAUGAGUUAUCAUUUCAUUCAGCAUCAGCUUCUUCUCAAGGAAGUCGAUCAUGCUGUGCUGGAGCACCAUGUAGUUGCUACCAAACUAAUUCCUCGGACAAACAAGAGCUGACAGCAUUAGAAGUUUCGAGUCCGCAAGAUUGAGCGCAAAUGGUUUGUGUGAUUGGUGCUCCGCUGGUUCUCCGGACAAAGACCAAAGCGUGGCACAAGAUGAUCAAAGGAGUGAUUCUUUCAUGCACUCCAUGGCUACCAAACAGAGAAAAUGGUGAAGGUGAAGAGUCCUCCGAUGAUCCAUUUGCAGCAAAAACCAGUGAUAGAAGUGGGGUUUGGCUUCAAUGAAGCAUGACCUAGCUAUUGGACCUUUUCUUUGUAGUGGCACUCUGUGUCUUGAAAGGACCGGUCCACUAACCAAGUGGAAGAUAAGGAAGGCAAGAACAGGAUUUCAGCUGUUUGGUGUGGCCACCAUUCUCAGAUCUUCUUCUUGUCCUUCAUGUAAGUACAGCUAAUCACCUUCAAAUGACUAUAUAUAAAUACACCACCGAGAGCUUCAACUUACCACAACUCUUCAUCUUCAAAUAAUUAUAUGUAUGGAGAAUCACUUGAAGUCUCAAAUAGCAAAGAUAGUGCUCCUCCUCCUCGUACUCCUCUUCAUUCCUCUUGUGCCUGCAUCCAUAAGGCCUUGCUACCUCUUCUUUCUCCUCAACAUCCUUAUCCUUGCUCUGGGCGUCGAGGCCGGCUUCCUUCAAAUGAUUUCUGACCCUCACGACGAGAAGAACAUAACGACGUCCAUUGCUACUCCUCUGACCAUAGCAGAUAUGCUUGAUUGUGCCUUCCAUGAAGGGACACUGCAUCCGUUGAAGGACUCCGAUGGAGAGGACGGAGACGAAGAAGAAGAAGAGGAGGAGGAGAAGUGGGAAGACAUUGGAGAGCUCAGCACGCAGGAGCUGUUCACAAAGUGUGAGGCAUUCAUUGGCAACUUCUACAAGCAGCUGAGGACGCAAAGGGAGCAGUCGUGGAGGAAGAAGAUUCAUGACCUCAGAGCCUUCUGACGUUGA
Messenger RNA from Musa acuminata AAA Group (dessert banana), 1640 nucleotides. RefSeq lists its product as uncharacterized. The record is from RefSeq and is a predicted model, not a curated record. Bases 1173 to 1634 code for a protein of 153 amino acids. Lineage: Eukaryota; Viridiplantae; Streptophyta; Magnoliopsida; Zingiberales; Musaceae. The transcript has a single exon.